Messenger RNA from Harmonia axyridis, 1481 nucleotides. Its product is annotated as serine/threonine-protein kinase TNNI3K-like. The record is from RefSeq and is a predicted model, not a curated record. The transcript has a single exon. Gene Ontology annotation, molecular function: protein binding. Bases 44 to 1243 code for a protein of 399 amino acids. Lineage: Eukaryota; Metazoa; Arthropoda; Insecta; Coleoptera; Coccinellidae.
UGGCUCAAACGGAGGCAAAACCAGUUAAACUAUCAAAGAAAUUAUGGUGUACUAUAUUAUCUUCGAAAAGUUCAAGUUAGACUUGAACACCAUUUGUCACACGACAACCAAACUCAGCCUGACGUUACCGGCCUUGGCCUACGUCAGCCAAACUUCGUUACGUUACAACGUCUUCUUUCUGUUCACCUUAUUGUACAUCGUCUGCCAAAAGUUCAAAUUCGAGAAGAUAAUCAACCUGAUCUUCUCAUCCAGCUACAAGCCCCUAUUGGAAGCCGUUAGUUCAAACCGUCCACGAAUAGUGACCCACUUGUUGAAAACAGGUUCAGAUGUCAACAUCCAAGAUGAUAAAGGACUCACAGCCCUCCACAUCGCUGCAAAGGAUAAGAACUACGUGAUAGUGGAUAUACUGUUGGAUUACGGUGCCGAUACCAGCAUGAAGGAUUUGAAAGGUAAUACAGCUCUGCACGUGGCAAGUUCGAAGGGUAGCAGUGCCAUAACGGACAUUCUUCUGAAUCAUUCGCCUGAAAUCAAUGCUCAAAAUCUAUUUGGGGAAACUCCUCUUCACUUGGCGUGCAAAUACAACUACAGAGAAGUCGUCGAAGUACUUUUGGGUCGAGGAGCAGUAGUGGAUAUUCGAGAUAUUUGUGGAGAAACUAGUCUGCAUUAUAGUGUAAGAGAAAGUAACAAAGAUAUCGUGGAUAUUUUGUUUCGAUAUAGUGCGAAUAUCAGCGUUCCAAAUGAAGAAGGUUUGACUCCUUUCGAUAUAGCAGUCCAGAAAAAUGACGACCUCAUGAUAAGACAGCUGUUACCCCAUUUACUGCUGAUCAAAGACAAUAUCAAUGACAUCAGAGACGUCUUCAAAGCUAUCAAUAUCAAAAACGAUACAUUAGAAUACUUGAUUGCAUGUGAAAAAGAGUUGAACCUGAUGAAAUGUUCUUACAUCUACGACACCAAUCUGCUCUACAGCGACUUCUUGAAUAAAAGUGUCGAUCAGUUAGUGAAAUACGCGAGAAAUGAUGUUGUGGAGCAAGUUCUGUUCUCACAAACUUCAGACGUAAGUUUUCCAAUUUACGUGAGUAGGAUGAGGUUUAAAUUCGAGAGAGCGAUAAGGAAAAACGCCCUGUUGGAAUCGUGUUACUCGAAAUUUUUCAAAGAUGUAUGUUCCGACCUUCCCCUUCUUUGCGUUGAACGUAUUUUCGCCAAUAUGAAGGACUUUGAACUGAUACAUUUCAGAUCUAGGUAAUACCGUUAAUAAUGUAUUUAUUCUUGUUAUCUGUUGAAUGAGGUCAAUUGUGGUCUCAUAUUAUCGAUUGAUGUUAUUCGGUUGUACGAAUAUUCCAGUACUUAGUUGAUUUUUAUAUUAGGUUGAGUUUGAAAAAAGCUUGUUGUUUUGAAUUGGAUGUAUUGAAUAUUAUAUGUACUUAUUCGAAAAGAAACUGAUGAGGCUGUGAUUUCUACAAAGAUUAUAUAUUUUUAUAAAA